AUGGCCCUGAGCAGCCAGUGCCUCGUUGCCCUCCUGGGCAGAGCCGUUAAAGUCACCCUAAAAUGUGGCGUCUUCCAGGGGGUGCUGCAGCACGUGAACCCCGACCGGAGCCUCCUCCUGCGGACAGUGAAGAACUUGGAAACUGGCAGAAGCAGUCCAGGAAUAAAGAUGUUUUUUGGCCCUGAAAUAGUAAAUGUAGAAUUGCUGGAUGACCCAGAUUCAGGGAAGGGAACAACAGAGCUCUCUGAGUAUGUUGAAGAGUUUCCUUCCUUUCAUAAAAAGAAAGAAGAAGAGAAUGUGGAGUACACAGUUAUUGAUUCUUUCCAGGAGAAAUUUGGCCCAGCAGUGCUGCACCUAAAACAGCAGUGUGUGGUCAGUAUAGCAGGAGAAGGUGUUAACUUGUGUCGUUAUGGAAAACUCUCAUGGCUUGAGAUAGCAUCGAAGAGCCGCAUUUUUCUGUUUGAUAUCUUCCUUCUGGGACCACAGGCUUUCAAAAAUGGAUUACAAAUGUUGCUGGAAGAUAAAAACAUUUUGAAGGUCAUGCAUGAUUGCCGCUGGAUCUCAGACUGCCUUUUCCACCAGUAUGGUGUCCUCCUCUCCAACGUCUUUGAUACACAGGUUGCCGAUGCUCUGCAGUUCUCAAUGGUAACAGGCGGCUUCCUUCCACACCGGGUCUGCACUUUGCAGGAGUGUUUGAUGCACCACUUGAAGAUACCUUCCAAAUGGGAUGCCAUCAUGAAGUGCAGGCAGCAGAUGGCUUCAGAGAAUCCUGACAUAUGGUUCCUGAGACCCUUUCCACCUUCACUGCUUAAAGCACUUGCUCUGAAGGCUAUGCACCUUUUGCUGCUUCACUCAUCUCUAAUGGAGACCUUGAUGUCUGAUCUAACAGCUGUAGUACAUGAUUACUUGAAUACUUAUCGCUCUGGGUCUGGAGAUCACCUUUGUAGCACAAAGCCCACUUGUAUGGAGCUGCCAAAGGAGCUGCGUCAGCUCUUGGAUAUCCAGAAGCUGCGAAAAGAGAGAGCAAUGAAAAACUACAGAAUGAACAAGGAUGGUCUUUUGAUCAGACCAACACCCAUGGAAUUCAAAAAGAGAAACGAUCCACGGGAGGAUGGAAACUACAGAGAUGAUUUGGAUCACUCUCCCACAAAUAAAGCGAUGUCCCAUCUUACAUCCUACCACAAUCGGGAUGUACUUUGUCAAGAAAAGCUUAAAAAAUCAAAAUCAAGAGGUAGAUCCGUGGAAGAACCUUAA
This is a messenger RNA of Nestor notabilis (Kea), 1254 nucleotides long. RefSeq names its product exonuclease 3'-5' domain containing 1 (gene EXD1). Gene Ontology annotation, molecular function: nucleic acid binding; 3'-5' exonuclease activity. The transcript has 10 exons. Gene Ontology annotation, biological process: nucleobase-containing compound metabolic process. Lineage: Eukaryota; Metazoa; Chordata; Aves; Psittaciformes; Psittacidae. The record is from RefSeq and is a predicted model, not a curated record. The coding region runs from base 1 to 1254 and encodes 417 amino acids.